UCUGCCGUGAGCAUUGGCAAACGCGUAAAACGGAAAAAACGAAACCUAAAACGAAACCUAAAACCCAAAGCCGAAAAAUACAAAUUGAAAUCUCCGCGCUUCUCUUCGGUACGUGUUAAGUUUUUUAAUUAGUAGAAUUUUCAAGUGAUUUCGGUGGCAAAAAGAGAAAAUAAUUCACAAAAAUACAAAACAGCAUAGCUAAGCUUAAGUGUAGUGUGUAAAAAAAGGUUAACAAAAACAGGCAACAGACAAAACAAUACAAUAGGCCGCACAGUAGACGUUGAAGACUUCGCGUUGAAGACAGUUUCUGAAUCGCAAACGAGUCAAAUGCAAAUGCAAAUCGACGGCGAAUGAAUUGACAAUGACAAAGAGUAUUAAACGUCCGCCCCCUAUUAGUUGUAACCGCGUUCUCCUUACCUAUGUGAUAUUAGCUUAUACAGUAGCCGCCCACAGCUCGCCCCCGCCAUGUGGCCUUUAUGGAGCGCCGCCUUGCCAAUUCCUCCCGGCGCCACCUGGCCAAACGCCCACCUGUGCCCGUCCAGGAAAAACCUACUGCGAACACGCUGAUAACUACCCCACGUAUCUCAUUAAGAGCCUCGUUCGAAAAUGGGGCUAUGAGGCCGGAACUUUGUUGGUGGACGAAACCUGGGAAGACUUUGCGGCUGUGGCGUGGUACGAUACUCCCGUCUUCUACGAUCCCAAGUCCAUUUUCCCACCCCGCGAUCCCAAUGCCCAGGAUUUUAAUGGAUAUAGUUAUCAGACCCCAUUUGGAGGCAAUCCCCAGAGGGUGAGUGGGGGGAACCCCCUCUUCGCCAGUAAUCCCUCAACGGAAGCACCAACGUAUCUGCUGUACACCUCCUCGGGCGGAGGUCAUCGCUCGGGUCAAAGGUACAACUCGCAGGGCGGAGCCUCGUCCUCCGGCGGUAACCUGUACUUCAACCAGGGCGGCAAGACCACUCCCUACAAUGCCACCCUCUGGCUGAAGCGGUUGGUCCGGGAUCUCAGUCGAAAGCAGCGGCAGGCCGGCGGCGACGAGGAGGUGGAGGAAGAGGUGGUGGAGGCGGAGGAGGAGGAGGGCGAGCAGCCGGAAGAGGUGGAGGAGGAGGAGGAGAACGAGGAGAACGAGGAGCAGGGUGCACCGGCAGAGGAUCACGCGCAGAGCAAGCGCGACGUCUCGCUUAACAUGGAUCUCUUGGAUAUCGUGGGCGUGGACGCCCCCAAUCCGCUGAAGAAGCGCUCGAGGACAAAGCGCCAGAGUCCUGGACGCUCCACCCUCUGCCAGACCACCUCGCAGUUCAUCACCCCGCAGGCGGCGCUCAACAGCCGCGGAAACUGGAUGUUCGUGGUCAACGAGCAGAACACCGCGCGCCAGAUGGUCAAGGCGGAACUGUGCGCAUCGAACACCUGCUCGAACCUGUGCGAAUUGCCCAACGGCUACAACUCGAGAUGCGAGCAGAAGUUUGUGCAAAAACGCUUAAUUGCGCUCCAGGGCAAUGGGCAGAAUCUUUACACGGACACGUUCUGGUUUCCCAGUUGCUGUGUCUGCACGAUAGCCGCCAAUUAAAUGUGUCAGUGGAUGCAGGACGAGGAAGGACGAGGACGAUUUUGGCAAAUUCAUAUCUGAUAGCUAAAUGAUACGAAAACACACAACACCCCCACACACACACACAAGCACACUCAAUAUCUCUCUCAUGUAGUUACACACAAACACACACAAUGUAGUUCUUAAAAAUGUAAUUUAAAUCGAAAACAUCGAGUGGAGCAUGCUAAAUUGGAUUUAUGCCCGCACAAUCCCUUUGAGUUUUGUAUAGUAGCAUUAGAGUUACCCUGUGAGCGAUCUAAUGGAUAUCAAAUAAACAACGAUUCGAGGCGAUGCUUUUUUCAAGUUAA
Drosophila rhopaloa is the source of this 1890-nucleotide messenger RNA. RefSeq names its product protein spaetzle 5 (gene spz5). Gene Ontology annotation, cellular component: extracellular region. Gene Ontology annotation, biological process: regulation of Toll signaling pathway; central nervous system formation; innate immune response. Lineage: Eukaryota; Metazoa; Arthropoda; Insecta; Diptera; Drosophilidae. Gene Ontology annotation, molecular function: Toll binding; growth factor activity. The record is from RefSeq and is a predicted model, not a curated record.